Lindgomyces ingoldianus is the source of this 1372-nucleotide messenger RNA. RefSeq lists its product as uncharacterized. Gene Ontology annotation, molecular function: calcium, potassium:sodium antiporter activity; calcium channel activity. Gene Ontology annotation, cellular component: membrane. Lineage: Eukaryota; Fungi; Ascomycota; Dothideomycetes; Pleosporales; Lindgomycetaceae. Gene Ontology annotation, biological process: calcium ion transmembrane transport; intracellular calcium ion homeostasis. The record is from RefSeq and is a predicted model, not a curated record. The transcript has a single exon. Bases 195 to 1274 code for a protein of 359 amino acids.
ACUCAUGCCAAGCGGCGUCGCCGAAGGAAAGGUGAACCUACAAAGGUAAACAAUAAGAACUAGACGCGCGUUCACCUGCGAUGCGUUCCCACCACUACAACAGACGCCAACCACCGUAGCAUCCAACUAUGGCAAGCACCAACAUCGACAAGGUCCCGUUUAACGUCGCGGCUUUUAUAGCUGCGCUGUUUUUGAUGGAACAUGGUGCUGACAAGUUCAUCCAGCAUACCUCAGUGGUUGCGAGGAGGAUCGGGGUAUCAGCGGCGGUCGUAGCACUCCUGACGGCUGGCACCGAAUGGGAGGAGUUGGGAGUUGUGGUUGCCGCUUUGGGGCUUUCCAGGCAGUCUUUGGCACUAGGAAAUGUUAUUGGAAGCUCUAUUGCGAAUAUCCUGGGAGCUUUCUCUUUGGGACUACUGUUUAAAUCAAGUCUGGGAGGAAGCGAGGAUGACGGUGAAACGGACUUUGAUCGCAGCUCGAAGAUCUACUCCCUCCUUCUUCUUGGACUAACGGGUGUUGUCAGUUUGGUUCUUUUCAUCUCCCCAGAGCCUUCUCUCAUAUGGACGAUUUCUGGGGCUGCUUUCCUCUUUAUUUUUGGAGCCUACGCGGUAUCGAUUAUUUGGGCCAUCAGUAAAGGAGGAAUUCGACCACCCGAGGACAACGACUCCGACUCAGACUCUGAGGCGUCUUCACAAGGCAGUUUCAUUGAUACACGUCCAUUGCUCGACCGCACUCCACCUCCGACUCGGCCAAACUCUGUAUCACCUUCGCCUCCACCUGCUCCUACCCUUCGACAUGGACUUCAAUACCACAUCGUCCACCUAGUUAUCGGGUUUCUGGCGCUCUCACUCUCGUCAUAUAUUCUCUCUCACGCAGCGACGAACAUCGUCGACGAAUUUGGAGGCUCGGAUUACCUCUUUGGUAUCAUCGUUCUUUCAAUCGCGACUACGCUUCCUGAAAAGUUUAUUGCACUGAUGGCCGGCAAACGUGGGGAGCUUGCAAUCCUGGUUGCGAAUACAGCGGGCAGCAACAUAUUUUUGCUCAGUCUGUGCCUGGGAAUUGUCAUGGUGGAUGCGGGACGAUGGGGCGAUAAAUAUGAAGGGCAAGGGUUGAAGAGGAUUGAGAUUGCAGUGAUGCUAGCUUCUUCAGCUCUGUUUACCGGACUGGUUUGGUGUGGAAGACGGCUGGGGCAAUGGUCAAGAUGCAUUGGAGUGAUUAUGGUGAUGGGGUAUAUCGGAUUCCUGGUGUGUGAGGUUUUCGUUCUAAGGAAGACUUAAUGCUCAGAUCUAAAGUUGGUCCGAUGAGCCUCAUAAGUAUUCUCAAAAGGCAUGUACCCGUAGAUUCACCAUGUGUCUCAACACUUAAGUCAUAAAAU